Molecule: messenger RNA, 7557 nt
Organism: Callithrix jacchus (white-tufted-ear marmoset)
Lineage: Eukaryota; Metazoa; Chordata; Mammalia; Primates; Cebidae
Gene: SLC7A1
Product: solute carrier family 7 member 1
Biological process (GO): L-arginine import across plasma membrane; L-ornithine transmembrane transport
Cellular component (GO): plasma membrane
Molecular function (GO): L-arginine transmembrane transporter activity; L-ornithine transmembrane transporter activity; L-lysine transmembrane transporter activity
Source: RefSeq, a predicted model, not a curated record
GGGCCUCUGAAGGUCAUGAUCAAAAGCCUUGAGUAUUUUUCCAUUUUCCAUGUGUUUGUUUUUUCUACUCCGGCCCCAGACCCUCUCCUUGAAGGAGCUGGCCUUGAGAGUGACUUCGGUGGGCAGCCGCCCAGACUCCACACACCCUGCUGAGUCCACGUAAUGCCCAGCCUGGACGGGCCAGGGCUGAAGGACUACUCUUCAAAGAAACCCUUUGAAGUGCAAACAUUUCCUUUCCUGAAAAGAAGGGAAAUUGAAAUGAAAACGUAUUGUUCUGUGUAGACAAUGUUCUCUUCGAUCAAAGAGGGAGUGGGGCUUAUAAAGGGAGAUGCACAAAUUAGAGCUUGGUGUGGCCGCUGGUGUGGAUGUGAAUAUUCAUCCCUUUGGAGGAAAACAGUGGGGUCUCUGAGAUUGGGAUCUCACUCCUGGCAACACAUGUCUCUGGGUGAGCCCCACAUCAAAGGUCCUCGUUUCAGAUUCUCUCAUACCCAACUGCUUGCCAGAUAGUUCUAUCUGUUCUGCUGGACACAGGACAUAUGACAAGACUGCUUUUUGAUCCGAGGACAUUUUGACUGUCAUUUAUGAAUGGUCCCAGAACCUUCUUUGUACCUCUCUUGAGACAUCUUUGCUUCAAGAUCGAGGCUGUUCUCUGGUGAGAAGGUGUUGAGGCCUCGCAUCACAUUCCAGAUCUGAACAGCAACAUGGGGUGCAAAGGGCUGCUCAACAUUGGCCAGCAGAUGCUGCGACGGAAGGUGGUGGACUGCAGCCGGGAGGAGACACGGCUCUCUCGUUGCUUGAACACUUUUGACCUGGUGGCCCUUGGGGUGGGCAGCACGCUGGGUGCUGGCGUCUACGUCCUGGCUGGAGCGGUGGCCCGUGAGAAUGCGGGUCCUGCCAUUGUCAUCUCCUUCCUGAUCGCUGCACUGGCCUCGGUGCUGGCCGGCCUGUGCUACGGGGAGUUUGGUGCUCGGGUCCCCAAGACAGGCUCAGCUUACCUCUACAGCUACGUCACCGUUGGGGAGUUCUGGGCCUUUAUCACUGGCUGGAACUUAAUCCUCUCCUACAUCAUCGGUACUUCAAGCGUAGCGAGGGCCUGGAGCGCCACCUUCGAUGAGCUGAUCGGCAGACCCAUCGGGGAGUUCUCGCGGACACACAUGGCUCUGAACGUCCCCGGCGUGCUGGCCGAAAACCCCGACAUAUUCGCCGUGAUCAUAAUUCUUAUCUUGACAGGACUUUUAACUCUUGGUGUGAAGGAGUCAGCCAUGGUCAACAAAAUAUUCACUUGUGUCAACGUCCUGGUCCUGGGCUUCAUAAUGGUGUCGGGAUUUGUGAAAGGAUCGCUUAAAAACUGGCAGCUCACGGAGGAGAAUUUUGGGAACACUUCAGGCCGUCUCUGUUUGAACAAUGAUACAAAAGAAGGGAAGCCCGGUGUUGGUGGAUUCAUGCCCUUCGGGUUCUCUGGUGUCCUGUCAGGGGCAGCAACUUGCUUCUAUGCCUUCGUGGGCUUUGACUGCAUCGCCACCACAGGUGAAGAGGUAAAGAACCCACAGAAGGCCAUCCCCGUGGGGAUCGUGGCAUCCCUCCUGAUCUGCUUUAUCGCCUACUUUGGGGUGUCGGCCGCCCUCACACUCAUGAUGCCCUACUUCUGCCUGGACAAUAACAGCCCCCUGCCUGACGCCUUUAAGCAUGUGGGCUGGGAAGGCGCCAAGUACGCGGUGGCUGUGGGCUCCCUCUGCGCUCUCUCCGCCAGUCUUCUAGGUUCCAUGUUUCCUAUGCCUCGGGUUAUCUAUGCCAUGGCUGAGGAUGGACUGCUAUUUAAAUUUUUGGCCAAGGUCAAUGACAGGACCAAAACACCAAUAAUCGCCACAUUAGCCUCGGGUGCCAUUGCUGCUGUGAUGGCCUUCCUCUUUGACCUGAAGGACUUGGUGGACCUCAUGUCCAUUGGCACCCUCCUGGCUUACUCGUUGGUGGCUGCCUGUGUGUUGGUCUUACGGUAUCAGCCAGAGCAACCUAACCUGGUAUACCAGAUGGCCAGUACUUCCGAUGAGUUAGAUCAUGCAGACCAAAAUGAGCUGACUAGCACCAGUGAUUCCCAGUUGGGUUUUUUACCGGAGGCAGAGAUGUUCUCCUUGAAAACCAUACUCUCACCCAAAAACGUGGAGCCUUCCAAAGUCUCUGGGCUAAUCGUGAACAUUUCAACGAGCCUCAUAGCUGUUCUCAUCAUCACCUUCUGCAUUGUGGCCGUGCUUGGAAAGGAGGCUCUCACCAAAGGGGCGCUGUGGGCAGUCUUCAUGCUGGCAGGGUCUGCCCUCCUCUGUGCUGUGGUCACGGUCGUCAUCUGGAGGCAGCCCGAGAGCAAGACCAAGCUCUCAUUUAAGGUUCCCUUCCUGCCAGUGCUCCCCAUCCUGAGCAUCUUCGUGAACGUCUAUCUCAUGAUGCAGCUGGACCAGGGCACCUGGGUCCGGUUUGCCGUGUGGAUGCUGAUAGGCUUCAUCAUCUACUUUGGCUACGGCCUGUGGCACAGCGAGGAGGCGUCCCUGGAUGCUGACCAAGCAAGGACUCCUGAUGGCAACUUGGACCAGUGCAAGUGACGCACAGCCCCACCCCCCGGAGGUGGCAGCAUCCCACCCUCCCCUCCAGUGCAACAGGAAUCACCCGCACCCACAUCCCCACUGUAGCCAAAGGUGCAAUUACUUGAACUGCAGCCCCAGCCCACUCAGCUCUGCAGCUGGCUCUCCAGGCCCUGGUCACCUCCAGACAGCUGCCUGGCCAGGGCCACUGGGCUGCGGCUGGCCACUGUGUCUCUUCACUUCUCUGAACAAAGAGAGUAGGUCCUCUCCUACCAGCUCAGCCCUGAGCUGCUGCAGCCUCAGGCAGAGUGGAGGUCACCUUCUCCCCUUAUCUUGGGAACCAGGCCUUCCUCCCGGGGACUGUUCUGGGGUUGAAAUUCUGCAUACUCCAAUCUUUAGCAGCCGUCUUCCCGCUCAGCCCCAGACACCCAGCAGUCAAGCCAGAUGAGUACCACAAAACUGUGUCCCCACCAGCCCCCCGCCCGCAGAGCCAAACGAUAUAGUACACUUAAAAGGAAAAUCAGGCCUAUGGUUUUUCCCCGUUGUGUUCAGAUGGGUCGUUAGGACUGGACCGGGCCCACACCUCAGCUUCUGAGGGCUUUGCUGUGACACCACGGCAGCCCCCCGGGGCUGGGCAGCAGGGCUGAGGGCAGCUGGUUCCUCGCAAAUGAGGAAGAAGGGAUUGCUCCCAUUAGGGCCUGGGGUGGGGGGGUGGCCGGCUCUGCUUGUCCGUGUGUGUGCACAUGUGUAAACCAGGGACCUCCUUCAGCCCACGCCCUCCAGGCCUGGGCCGGUUCUUGCUGCUCCUGCCGUCUCCCCAACCGGCUGUGUCCUGAGUAACUGGAACAUGAGACUGUACCUGUGCGGGACUGUCCUCUCGAGGCAGAGUUGGGAACUUUCCUGUGAGUCGCCGCCACUCACUCAGUCUUACCCUCCCAUGCUUGGAACCAGUCUAUUGGCUCUUGUGAGGUUCUCAAGGUGGGUGGCAGCUCAGCCCAGGGUCAUGUCAUGUCGGGUCAUGGUGUUUCUGGCCCUGACAUGAGCUGCCCAGCCUCUUUGUUAUGUAUGAUGAAAUUGAAAUCAAGCCACAGCCCAUGAAAUUGUGAAUCACUCCACCAGAUUAAGUUAGGGUAUAACGUUAACUUGGAAAUGGCCAUGUCAUCGCCCCCUGAGGUUGGCGUAUUGCUGAGGUGCUUGGGCCGUCGGGGAGGUGAUUUCCAGGCAUAUUGUUGUCCCUUCUGUGUGUUGGAUGCUGCGGACCCCACGCCUCCGCAAGUAGAAGGGUCCAGAGCAUCUCCCCUGCCUCUGCUGUCUGGGUCAGGGCCUGCAGCCAGCACCAUUUCACACACUCCUUGUAGAUGGAAGCCAGAGGAAACCUGGGUGCGGGUGGAGCCCUACUUCCAUUGAGAGUAUAAUUCGAGAGACGGAAGGCUGAUGAGGGAGGGAGAGGGAGGUGGGCAUUUUGGACACCAGGGGAAAUGGAGAUCCUGCUUUCAAAGCUCAGUUUCCUUUCCAUUUCUUCCUAGUCUGCCCUUUGACACAAAUCUGGUAGAAAGAAGCCUGAUAAAUUGAGGGCCCUUAUGCUCUCCCUGUGCUGGAAGAUUCUCAGAGAGAAGUAUGAGAAUUUGUGAACUUGCCAGCGGAGGACGGGUGGGCGGCCUUGGGCUGGGCUGGGCCUCCGUAUCAGGCCUGCUCACCUUGCUGGGAGCUUUGUUCUGAUCUCAUUUUGAAAGUUCCAGAGGGAGCAUCAUAAGAGCCCAAAGCUCUGAUUUCCAAAGAGAGGGAUUGACAUUUAUGUAGAUUGGUGCUGUAACAUAUUUUGAUAAAUACUAACUUAUUUUGUUGGGGUUUUGAUUGUCUCUUGUCGCAGGACCUGGUAGUUAUUUGCUUGAUUGUUUUUUUUUUCCUGUUAUUUUCUACAUAGGUAAAGAGAAUUCAGGGGAAGGAAUUUCCAAGAAAAGUUAAAGUGGUGGGAGAGUGAGUUACUUUUUUUUUUUUAAACUCUAGUUUUUUUUUUCUGGCUGAAAUUUCCAUGCAAGACAGCACCCAAUAGACUAUUUAGAGUUGACACUUGAGUGGGCGCCAUGGAUCAUUCUGUAGAUUGAGAGGGCGUGUCUCCCCUGCUCCGAGUCCCAUCACCGGAGCUCGCUGACAGCUGGGAGUGUGGCCUUCCUCAUGCAGAAGCCUUAAAGCUCGAUGCGGAAGCAUGCCCAGCUCGGCAGGGAUGGGAUCCCCCUGCACCCCCACCUUAGAGGACGGGCUUCCUAGUUAGGAAAGGACACAUGGGGGUGCCUUGCAUAAACAGUUCACUGGCCACCAUGCUUUUCUGAGAAGUUCUUUUGUACAGUUGCCAGGGGUUUUCUCUGCUGCUUGGGAGGGCGUGACUUAAGUCAUGGUGAUGGAGUAAGCCUCACAAUUUUAGUAGACCUUUUUCUUAUCACAUCCCUCAUUUCUUUCCCUGAAAUAAAAAUACACACAGCGAAAAAAAAUGAUAGUUUCACAUCUCUUAGUUCCCUUGCCUAAACGAGAAUAUUGUUAGUUCCACGGCUGGCCAGGAUUUUCCUUCAUAGUCAGAACUCCCACAUUACUAGAGGCACACCGGCCACGGGAGUAUUGUGUCUACUUUUAUCUGUGCAACAGCCACAAAUGCCCACAUUGGAAAGACCCAUUUGUGAUGGGUAAACGUCCCUUCCUGUCUCCCACACCCCCCUUGACCACCCUGCAUGUGCUCAUGACCUCCAAAGGCCCACGCUCAUGAAGCGGCAGAUCCCCAGGCCCCCUGCCUCAGGAUGUCUGCUGAAGAUGGGGACGAAGGGGGUCUCCAGAGAGGCAUCAGGGGCCUUGUGGGUGGCCGACUAGGGAGCCAGCUUACAGGAGGGCAGCUCUGUAGUGGGGAGGGGCACCGUCCGGAGACCAGGCCUCUGCACGUCCCCACCCUCCUUAACCUGCUCACACCCCUGUGGCCGAGGCUUUGUGUACUGGAUGUUUUUUUCCAAAUGAAGAGGACAGUGAUAGAUGCAUUUUCCCCAGGCUGUUUCAGAAAGAUCACGAAAUGUAUGCUGUUGUCAGAAUUGCUCAGCUCUCCCCCCACUGUUGGUUUUGUUUUUGCAGCAGCAAAAACUCUUUCCACUGCGGCUUUUAUCUCUCUCAGGCAACCAGCCACCUGGUCCCUUGUGCUGCGACUCUAGCACAGUGGCCAGGAUCCAAUUCAAGUCCAGGGGUGACCACAGGACGGUGGAGGCGGCGGGCUUCUCCACCCAUCCCAGCUGCCAGGGCCCUGAUGCACUCCCUCCUGCCCCUUCAGCACAUCCAUGUGCACAGCUGGAGGGGCACCUGGCCUGCUCACCUUCGUCCAGACCCGUGGAAAUGCUGGGGAUGCCAGCUCCUCCCCACCUUGCCCCUGCCACUGAGCAGGCAUUAACCGGCUGGUGUUUGCAGUCCCACAUGGUGUGGCCUCCAGAGCAGUGAGUUCCAGUGGGGGGGCAUGGGCAUCACCCAGGCUUACAGGGCAAGGUCUUGGGCACCGUGUGACGCAGGACUUACCGCUAAAGCAAGCCUGCCUGGCUCUGUGCCAGGGCCCUCUCUCCUGAUUCACACAUCCCAUUUUUACACAGACCCUUCCUUCUUAAGGGCUGACAGCUCAGUCGGCAGCCAAGAACCCACACCAUGAAGACAAGGAGUGAGGGGCCUUUGUGCCCAGGCCCAGCACAGCUGCAUUCUGGAGUGGAAGUGAGGCAUGUUUGUGUCCAUACCUCUGCUAGUUCCCAGGAUGGGGAAAUUGCUGGGUGGAGGUGACAUGAGGCUUGUGAGUGGAAUGGUUGCGGAGUUCGCCUGUAGACCGAUCUGAAUAUAUGUCAUGUAUAAUUGUUAUGUGUAAUUUAAGAUAUAUCUGUUUGCCAUCGUCAUGGGAAGAUAUGUAAGGCUCUUAAGGGAGAGGGAGGCAUGCAUGCUGUCAGGCUCCUGUGGACUCUGUCCUAGUAAUGAAAUGCUCUAUCGAUCCAGUGGUGCCAGAAGCUACACUCCAUGUGUCGUCGUGCUUAGGAAUGAUGCCUAAUGGAUUUUUAAGGCAAAAACUGUCAGCCGACGCCCACCAUCGUCUCUUGCAUCCAGUCUUUCCGUGCCAGCGUCUCAGAGCCACAGCACUCUCUUGCCAUCGGGACUGGCUGGGCAUGGCGUCUCGGAACACAGUUACCAUGGAGCCCUCCUGGAUCACUCUACAAAUGUGCUGAGUGCCAGCUGAAAACCCCACAGGAGAUGGAGUACCUUGGUCAAACUUAGAGAAGAUUUUCUCAGGGUAUUUACCAGUGUGUCCAGCAGGUCAGGAAGCAGGGAUGGAAAGACGCAUUCAGACUGCUAAUUUAUUAACAAGGCAAAUGAGUUCAUGUUUCUUGAUGACAAACUAUUAAGUUUGGGACUUAUUUUCCCAUUCGAGAAGUUAUAAUAUAUAAGAUAAGUUUCCUGCUUAAGUUGUGCCUUUCAGCUUCAACGAGUUUAAGGAGCACUAAGGGUAAUGAUACCAAUGAGGAUUGGUUUAUUAUCAAACCUGAAUAGCUGUGGUUUCUCCAGCAAACGUUUUCUUCUACUGAACAUGGAGCCAUUAUUAAGAGUUGUGUGUUUUUUUAAUUAUGUACAUUUGUAUAUUUUUUUUCUUGUUUGAUGUUCUAUUUUUCUAAUAGUUUUCUUAUAGUUUCUUAAAGUUGCGACACUAGACGUAGAUUCUGAUGCUAACUGCAAAUCAGGCUGGCCUCUGCUGGGUCUCUCCUGCUUUUAUUUUACUGUAAGGACAGUGUAGUUGUCGUCCACCACCUUUCAAAAAAUGUGAAACUGCCCCCCCCGUGCCCCGCCCCCCCCACCCCCCGCCUUUUUGCUGACAUCACUGUGUACAUUGACAGCUUCCUACCAUACUUUAUGUUAUAAAAUCAAACUAUUUUGUGGUACAUUAUCUCAUGCUUCCGCAAAUUCUAAUAAAUUCUGUCUAUGGCUUCCA